This is a messenger RNA of Saitoella complicata NRRL Y-17804, 396 nucleotides long. Its product is annotated as ribosomal protein L32e. Gene Ontology annotation, biological process: translation. The record is from RefSeq and is a predicted model, not a curated record. Gene Ontology annotation, molecular function: structural constituent of ribosome. Bases 1 to 396 code for a protein of 131 amino acids. Lineage: Eukaryota; Fungi; Ascomycota; Saitoellomycetes; Saitoellales; Saitoellaceae. Gene Ontology annotation, cellular component: ribosome; cytosolic large ribosomal subunit. The transcript has 2 exons.
AUGGCCGCCGCUAAGCCCCAUGUCCCGAUCGUGAAGAAGCGCACUGCGACCUUCAAGCGCUUCCAGUCUGACCGCUUCAUGCGUGUUGGUGAGUCGUGGAGGAAGCCCAAGGGUAUCGACAACCGUCAGCGUCGUCGUUUCAAGGGUACCGCUGCCAUGCCCAAGAUUGGUUACGGAAACAACAAGAAGACCAGGCACAUGAUGCCCUCUGGUCACAAGGCUUUCCUUGUCCGCAACGUUGCCGACGUCGAGCUCCUCUUGAUGCACAACAGGACCUUCGCUGCUGAGAUCGCCUCCAACGUUUCUUCCCGCAAGAGGAUCGCCAUCAUCGAGAAGGCUCGCGCUUUGAACGUUAAGGUCACCAACGGUCAGGCUAAGGUCCGCUCUGAGGAGUAA